This is a messenger RNA of Puccinia graminis f. sp. tritici CRL 75-36-700-3, 333 nucleotides long. RefSeq lists its product as uncharacterized. The record is from RefSeq and is a predicted model, not a curated record. Bases 1 to 333 code for a protein of 110 amino acids. Lineage: Eukaryota; Fungi; Basidiomycota; Pucciniomycetes; Pucciniales; Pucciniaceae. The transcript has 3 exons.
AUGUCAGAAUCUGUAGGAAAGGCAGUGAUCAAAAGCCAACAAAUUAUCGAUUCUGGUACCCAUCCCAGACUGCGAGAGCAACCCCCAAAUGUGAGAAAAACAAUUACCAAAAGAGAGGAAAUCACCAAAUUUUCGGUUGAAAGAAAAAGCAUCAAAGAAGCAGCUCAUCACCUGCUAGAGCCCCCCAAAACACCACCAAACAACAGACAGGUGAGGAAACAGGGGACAAAACAAAGCCCAAGCCUGCGUAGUGAACGCCCCAGUCUCAAAGAGAAAGGUCAUCAGUUGAGAGAGGCAAACCAGAAGAACCUGGUUUCAGUUACCCAUCCCUAA